This is a messenger RNA of Rhizophagus irregularis DAOM 181602=DAOM 197198, 510 nucleotides long. RefSeq lists its product as uncharacterized. Lineage: Eukaryota; Fungi; Glomeromycota; Glomeromycetes; Glomerales; Glomeraceae. The record is from RefSeq and is a predicted model, not a curated record.
AUGAGUAAGAAAAUAGAUCUUUUAGACAUAAAAGAACUUGAUAUUAAUUAUAUUGAAUUAGAUCCUGUAAUUGAAAGUGAUAGUAAUACUAUUAAAAGUAAUAAAGAUACUGAUAUAAGUGAUAAAGAAGAAGAUUCAAUCGCAAUAUUUUCAAGAAAAACACAUAUACAAGAAGUUCAUUAUGCUACUGUACCAAUUGAAUAUCCAAAAACUUCAGAAUAUGGUGUUGCCAUAAUAUAUAAUAUUACAGAUUGGAAGAAUUCAAGAGACUAUUGGAAAAAUGUAAGUGAAGGUAGUCAAAGUUCAAUUAAAAACUGUUCAUUUUUUGGUAAUAUUAGUGUUAAAAAAGAAGAAAGAAACUGUAUGGAAAUCAAGUACUGUGAAUUUAUCAAUCCUGAAAUUAUUAAUAUGAGCCAUAAUGAAAUAGAUUUUGAUUCAGAAUUUUGGCAAGAAAUCAGUAAGAAUAAACAUGUUGAGACAAAAAAAUCAAAGACCUAUACAUAUAUAUAA